CCCAUCGAACCACCUCCUACCAUUAUAUCAUAAAUCAUAAAUUGUAGAUUGUGAAUACUUCCAAUAUUACUUAUACCUCUGAUAGAUCUCUUUACAUUCCAGAACCAGCAUCGUCCCUCUCUACCGGCCGUCUUUUUUUACUCUUCAGCGACAAUGGAGAAUAUUAAUGAAGAUGAGAAUCUGGCCAACAUGUUACGCGGGGACCUCUACUACGCAUUUACCCCUCGUCUCACGGCAUCACGGAUGCGCUGCCACCACGCCUGCGACCGCUUCAACAGUGCUGGGGAGGUUGACCGACGCCGCUUGGUAGAGCUGUGGAGAGAUAUCCUUGGCGACAAAACCCCCCUCCCCGCCAAAGCACCCACGCAAGAGGAGGAUGAUAAGCUCUUCAACGACGAUGCAUGGGUAGACGGUCCCAUCAAAGUCGACUAUGGCACCAAUACGAAGAUUGGAAAGGGCGUCUACAUUAACUUCAACUGCACCUUCCUGGACACGUGCACUAUCACCAUCGGAGCACGCACUCUCAUUGGACCAAACUGCUCCUUCUUCGCUGCGUCCCAUCCGUUAGAUCCGUUUCUGCGGAAUGGAACGCAAGGCCCGGAGUUGGGGGCGCCGAUUACUGUUGGGGAAGACUGCUGGUUCGGAGGUAAUGUGACGGUGCUUGGCGGUAUCACUAUUGGUAGGGGGGUCACCAUCGGCGCUGGGAGCGUGGUCACUAAAGAUGUUCCUGACUUCGUUGUCGUUGCGGGGAAUCCGGCGAGGGUUCUUAAGAAGAUCGAAGUCAAGGCUCCGGAUCCAAGGUUGGCAAACACCGAGGAGGCGGAAGCGGCGAGUAGCUGAGAUGUAGUCGAGUUUGAGGAGUAUAGAUAGAUCAUAGGGCGCCUUGAAAAGAGAAGGCCGAUAGAAUCAAGACCAAGACAUUGAUCAGAG
Molecule: messenger RNA, 930 nt
Organism: Pseudogymnoascus verrucosus
Lineage: Eukaryota; Fungi; Ascomycota; Leotiomycetes; Thelebolales; Thelebolaceae
Exons: 3
Coding region: 154-840 (228 amino acids)
Molecular function (GO): acetyltransferase activity
Source: RefSeq, a predicted model, not a curated record